Zophobas morio is the source of this 562-nucleotide messenger RNA. RefSeq lists its product as uncharacterized. Gene Ontology annotation, molecular function: odorant binding. The record is from RefSeq and is a predicted model, not a curated record. Bases 58 to 429 code for a protein of 123 amino acids. Lineage: Eukaryota; Metazoa; Arthropoda; Insecta; Coleoptera; Tenebrionidae. The transcript is spliced from 2 exons.
AAAAUUGAUUUCUAGAGCUCAUUAAGCUAGUGACAGUGAAAGGAAUCAGAACAUACCAUGUGGAAAUACUUGGCCAUUAGUCUUGUAAUCACCCUACUUGGGCUAACCGCUAGCGAAGGGCGUGUAACCGAAGAAGUGAAACAACAGUGCCGUGAAGAAACAGACUUAACAGAGGAAGAUUCGCGGUCGCUGAAAGCGAACGAAGCGCUGUCCCAAACGAAGAAGUGUUACAUAAAGUGUCUGUUCGAAAAAGGGGGCUACAUUGGAGCCGAUGGGAAAAUUCUUGUCGAAGCUAUGAAAAAGGAUAUAAUUGUUGACGGAAAUAACGUGAGAUUAGAAAAGGUUUAUGGGUGUGUUGGUAAUAUCGAGAGUGUCAAAGACUGCGAUAAAGUCACGGAAUUAAUUGAUUGCUUUACUCUAAAGUCCUGAUUUGUUAAGACAAAAUUUGUGAUUAUGCGUAUGGAUGGAUAAAUCUAGUUAAAGUGAUACCAAAUCCGUUUUGUAUAGAGGAUUGUAUAUUGUAUACUAUGUAAAACUCUGUUCUUACCUAUAUAAAUAUAUU